Messenger RNA from Cheilinus undulatus (humphead wrasse), 1198 nucleotides. Its product is annotated as syntaxin-11-like. Gene Ontology annotation, cellular component: presynaptic active zone membrane; endomembrane system; SNARE complex. The record is from RefSeq and is a predicted model, not a curated record. The transcript is spliced from 2 exons. Gene Ontology annotation, biological process: synaptic vesicle fusion to presynaptic active zone membrane; exocytosis; intracellular protein transport. Gene Ontology annotation, molecular function: SNARE binding; SNAP receptor activity. The coding region runs from base 224 to 1126 and encodes 300 amino acids. Lineage: Eukaryota; Metazoa; Chordata; Actinopteri; Labriformes; Labridae.
AUGAUAGAGAAACAGUUUUUUGACUAGUGAAACACUGUCCUCCAAGAUGGACCAAGCUUAGAAAUGAUCAAGUCUUCCUUGUUCCUGCAUUCCUAUGAGCCUUUGAGCUGUGACUGCUGUCAAAAUUGUUAACAGAGAGAAAACAAGAUUAACACAUCUGUGUCUCAGUUGAAUAAUAAUGACAUCUCAGCUUUGAAUAGCUCAUGUAUCAUCCAUAGGCAGAAUGCGGGACAUGCUGGAGAGGCUACAGACCAUUUGUGAGGAACAGGAGGACUAUGAGCCAGAGUUGUAUGAACCUGAAGAUGAUGUGGAUGGUGUAACUCUCGCUCAAGAGGCAGUUGUGUUUGAGAACCCCUCACCUCUCGACAAAAUCCUUGAGGAAGCCAAAUCAAUACGCAAUGAGAUCUCCAUGUUGCAGUUAAAGGUGGAGCAUCUGCGUACACAUAACGAACGUUUUAGCACCUCUGUUCGGCGGCUCACCCUUCUCAAAAAGGACUCUGACUCCAUUGCCAGAGGUAUCCAGCAGUGUGGGGAAGCUCUUUACCUCCGCCUCCAGGCCCUUGGUAAGGAGAGGGCCCAAAUAGAGCAGAAAGAAGGUCCACACUCUGCCAUUGGCCGUAUUGCCCAAGUUCAGUAUGAAACCCUGAUCCGUGCUUUUCAUGCUGUUAUGAGUGACUACAACGAAGCAGAAGAGAUGCAGAGGAGUGCAUGCCGAGGAAGGAUCCAGAGGCAAGCCUCCAUAUUUGGGAGAGAAAUCACUGAUGAGCAGCUAGAUGAGAUGGUGGACAAAGGUGGAGAAGGGUGGGCUGAACUAUCCCAGAGUCUGCAGACACAAGGUGCACGCUCAUCCCGCUGGGCACUGUGUGAGAUCAAAGGGAGACACAAGGAGCUGGUGGAGCUGGAGAUCAGGCUGAAGGAGGUCCAUGAACUGUUCAUGCACAUGGCCAUGUUGGUGGAGGAGCAGGGAUCCAUGAUCAAUAACAUUGAGUCUCAUGUGUGCACUACUGAGGAAUAUACUGAAAAAGUUAAUGUCCAGAUAAAGAAGGCCCUGCAGUACAAGAGGAAAAAUCCUUUCCAGCAAUGUUGCCCCUGUUUACCCUGCUGGAAACACAACCAGCUGCUAUAGGGAUGACUUUGACUAAUUUAAAAGAAAAUGUAUGGAUGAUUUGAGACUCAAAAUAAAUAUUUACCAAAGACA